Molecule: messenger RNA, 1224 nt
Organism: Gossypium arboreum
Lineage: Eukaryota; Viridiplantae; Streptophyta; Magnoliopsida; Malvales; Malvaceae
Product: rhodanese-like domain-containing protein 9, chloroplastic
Exons: 5
Coding region: 323-1024 (233 amino acids)
Cellular component (GO): chloroplast
Source: RefSeq, a predicted model, not a curated record
CAUCAAACUCAAUUGCAAAAAAAAAAAAAAAAACCUUAAAUUUCAAAGGAGUGGGGUGUGGGUCAAUCUAAAAUCAUACAAUGUAGUUUCAACUUUUUAUAUUGCUUGUUGUUCUUGGAAAGCAAAAUCAAAGGAGGAAGACUCCAGAAAUAAUAAUAUCAUAUAUCCGAUUUUGAUGUACACGUGGCAGAAACCCAUUGCUCCUUCCAAAUUUCUUGGGUCAAUCUCGUGGCUAUCCUCAGUUCUAAGCUGGCUCCAGUUUAACCACUCUGAAAACACGGAGAGGAGCAGCAGCAACAAAACCAAGUAGAUAUUUCUUUCAAUGGCUGGAAUUGCUACUACUUGUUAUUAUUUGACCCUCUCUUCUACAAGCACUAGGAAAACCUGGUUGGAAUUAAAGACCAACUAUGGAAGAGCCACACCUAUCCGGAGAAGAAACUUAAGCAUUAGAGCUGAAGUCAAUUUUGUAAAUGCUGAAGAAGCCAAAAAACUUAUAGCUGUUGAGGGUUAUGCCGUUCUCGACGUCCGCGAUAAAUCUCAGUUCGAUCGAGCUCAUAUCAAAUCAUGUUAUCAUGUUCCCCUUUUCAUUGAAAACACAGACAAUGAUCCUGGCACAAUUGUUAAGAGGACUUUGCACAAUAACUUUUCAGGCUUAUUCUUUGGGUUGCCAUUUACAAAACUCAAUCCUGAAUUUGUACAGUCCGUGAAAAGUCAGUUUUCUCCCGAAUCUAAAUUGUUACUUGUAUGUCAAGAGGGGCUGAGGUCUACUGCUGCUGCCAAUAAAUUGGAGCAAGCUGGUUUCCAGAAUAUAGCAUGUAUAACAUCAGGGCUUCAAACUGUAAAACCAGGUACAUUUGAUUCCGUAGGUAAAACUGAGUUGCAAGAUGCUGGCAAAGCUGGUUUGGUGACAAUUCAAGGCAAGAUUUCGGCUGUGCUCGGAACUGUACUCAUCUGUGCAUAUCUGUUUAUAACUUUGUUCCCGGAUCAAGCGGAGAAGCUGCUUCAGAUGAGUCCUGUAAGGUAGCCCUUUGCAAGGAGCCUAAAAGUUUUGUAGUUUUCACAGUGCCAAUGCCAACAAAGGAAUUCUAAACAUGGAGUUUCGUCAUUCACACUGUAUAUUUUAUUUUGUUAAAUCAUUUUCUUUUAAAGAUGAUUGCUCAAAAAAUAUUCUGAAAAUUCAAGGUUGAGUAUGAAAGAAAUGAUGGUGGUGAGAUUUGUCAAAAA